AAGUAGGUGAAGAUGACAAGUUUUUUCCCGGCUAUGACGACAAUGGCCGUCAUUCUUUCAUUGUUCCUUCAACAGAGUUCAUUAAUGGCGGCGGCGGCGGAGCUAGAAGAGAUGGUGCAUAUGGCUGGAUAUGGCGAGGAGAAGCUAUCCACCGUCCUCGUUACUGGCUCUGUUCUUUGUCAGGCUUGCCAUCUCCACCAUCACCAUCAUCCUCAACUUCGUUCAUGGCCCAUUUCAGGGGCUAUGGUGAUUGUUAAAUGUGAAACUCCAUGUAAGACCAUAUCAUACACAACACAAGCCACGACAGAUGAAUACGGAGAUUACAUCAUCGAUCUUCCAUCUCACCUCCACGGAAUUACCAAUUUGGAAAAUAUAUGCUCAGUUAAAGUUAUUCGAAUACCGAGGAAGUUGAAGUGUCAACCAGCACCAGUGAAGAAACACAAGCCCCUGAAACUUUCAUCGGUCCAAGACGAUAUACGCACGUACACCGUUGGAAAGACAAGGUUCCAGCACAUGGCAUCUAAACCUUUAAAAUCCUGCAUUAGAAAGGCUACCAAUACAGCAAAACAGAUAGCUUAAACGAGGGAAACACUUGGAGAUAUAUACAUGAUCAUGCAUGACUCAUUAGAUGGCGCUUCAGUCACAGUAUUGAGUU
This is a messenger RNA of Hibiscus syriacus, 655 nucleotides long. RefSeq lists its product as uncharacterized. The record is from RefSeq and is a predicted model, not a curated record. The transcript is spliced from 2 exons. NCBI's taxonomy places the organism in Eukaryota, Viridiplantae, Streptophyta, Magnoliopsida, Malvales, Malvaceae. Bases 13 to 579 code for a protein of 188 amino acids.